UUCUGACCCCCACAACCAACACCACCACCAACACACCACCCUCACUUUGUCUUAUCGGACCAGCAGCACUUCAGAGCAACGCCUGCUCUUAACUGUAGCUCUUUCACCUCUCUUGCUCACCUGGAGGCUCGGAGAUCAUCCACAUCCGUACUACAGCCAGUUUAGUACUAAAACUGAAGGAAUUUUGGUCAUGGAGGCGACUAUAGAGCCUCGCUGGACAUCCUCGACGCUGAUGCCAAGCGAGGUGCUGCCCACUUACCCGUCUGACUCCAACUUUGUGUCUCACCCUGAGGACGACGCGAAUUUCUCCAGCAUAGAGGCCGAAUGCGGCGGUCUGCCUUCGCUCUUCUCCAACACCGUCCAGAGCCGCAGCACGCCGACAUACCGCCACAGCCCAGUGAGACAGGUUUACUCCUCUCCUUUUCUAAGUGGCCUGUCGUGGCUGGAGGGCUCCGGUGCUCACUCUCUCUCUAGCCCGUACCCAUCACCCCCAUCAUCCUGGCAUGGUGGUACAUUCAGCAGGACCCCGGUGCUCCCCCACAGCUCCACCACCUCCUCUCCUUUCCAUACGUCUAUCCCUCUGUCCUCCAUCAGAGCCCCUCGCUCUGAGCUCCAUCCCCCAGGCCUAGACUGCAAGGACAGCGUGAAAGGCGAGAGGGUCAGUCCUACAGCGGGCGCUGAAGGUUUGGGGGGAGUUUAUACUAUUAACCAUGUGGCCGGCGGCAACGUAUAUCCGUACGAUCACGGACCGCCACAGCCACACACACACACUCACACACACUCUCUAGGACACUACAGCUCCUAUAGCAGCCCAGCUCAGGACUUUGGCCUCUACUCACCUUCCUCAUUCUCCCCGAAACUACGAGGCAAGAUGACUCUCUCUCCCACAGAAACACGGGAGUGUGUGAACUGUGGUGCUACCGCCACCCCCCUGUGGAGGCGUGAUGGUACGGGCCACUACCUCUGCAACGCCUGCGGACUUUACCACAAGAUGAACGGGCAAAACAGACCUCUGAUCCGGCCUAGGAAGAGACUGGUCGUGAGUAAAAGAGCCGGGACUCAGUGUGCCAACUGCCAGACGAGUACCACCACACUGUGGAGACGUAACGCCAGCGGAGAACCCGUCUGCAAUGCCUGUGGGCUUUACUUUAAACUACACAAUGUGAACAGACCCCUCACUAUGAAGAAGGACGGAAUUCAGACACGCAACCGAAAGGUGUCGAGUAAGAGCAAGAAGGGGAGAAGGAGUGCUGCUAUGGAUUCGCUCGAUUCCUACUCAGAGCCUAUGAGGGUCCCCGGGUCUGAGCAGCCUAUUGACACCUUUUCACUGGGACCCUACAGCCAUAACAUCCACUCCGCGGGCACCUCCUCUACACUCCACACCCCGUCUCACCUUUCCUACCCGUACCACCCUGCUGCUGCUGCCAUCUUUUCCGGCAUGGUGUGACACAACGAAAGACGGACGCUGAUGGUGUACACACUUGCACAAUGUGAAUUGUUUUUUUUUUCUUUCUUAAUAUCAUGUAUCAUGUUUCAUAUUCAUUUCAUUCCUUAAGUGUGUCAAUAAUGAGUGUCUACUUUAUUAAUAUUUGAUGUAAAGUCUUUCUUUACUACACAUUUAGCCCUUGGCUGGGAGGCUUAGGGAUUGCCGUUGACUGGCUGACCCGUGUGGUGGUGUGAAUAAAUUGUACAAACGAA
Tachysurus fulvidraco (yellow catfish) is the source of this 1698-nucleotide messenger RNA. RefSeq names its product GATA binding protein 1b (gene gata1b). Gene Ontology annotation, molecular function: RNA polymerase II cis-regulatory region sequence-specific DNA binding; DNA-binding transcription factor activity, RNA polymerase II-specific; zinc ion binding. Gene Ontology annotation, cellular component: nucleus. Gene Ontology annotation, biological process: negative regulation of transcription by RNA polymerase II; positive regulation of transcription by RNA polymerase II; cell fate commitment. Bases 191 to 1447 code for a protein of 418 amino acids. The transcript is spliced from 6 exons. The record is from RefSeq and is a predicted model, not a curated record. Lineage: Eukaryota; Metazoa; Chordata; Actinopteri; Siluriformes; Bagridae.